Molecule: messenger RNA, 573 nt
Organism: Stylonychia lemnae
Lineage: Eukaryota; Ciliophora; Spirotrichea; Sporadotrichida; Oxytrichidae
Source: the annotation of a GenBank genome assembly
AUGAUUACUUUCAUUAGAUCAUUGGGAAAGAAUAUGUUGUAUGCAGGUGUUGGAUUAAUACUAACCCCUGUUGCUCCGUAUGUUGGAUUGCCAAUGUUGGUGGGUUCUGUUAGCUCGGGUGUCUAAGCAAUAGUAAGGGGAGCAAGAGAAAUUGCAGAUGAAAAAGAUGGAGAUGUUUACUUUGUAUACUAUGAUCUUGAUUCUGUUGGUUUGCUCAUUGUAAAGCUUGGUUUUCAACUGGUCCUAAUUCUUAUGUCACAUUUGAAAUAACAGCAGAUAAGAAUACAGGAAUAAUUGAAACUAAAUGAACGUCAAUUCAAGGAUUUGGUAAAAGCAAGAAUAGUAAAACAAAAGAAUUGCAAUUAGUAAAAUUAGAAUAAAGUGGGAGCCUUGGAUCUGAAAAUCGAAAAAUUGACUGGAUAAAAUAUCAAUAUAGACGAAAUAAAAGUAUUCUGGAGAUUGAGGCAUAUGCAAAAAGACUCUUUAGAAACCAUAACUAUGAUUGGUGGAAAAACAAUUGUCAAACAUUUGCCAGGAAAUUGGUUUAAUAUUCGGUAAGUUGAUUAAAAAUGA